Molecule: messenger RNA, 1476 nt
Organism: Lonchura striata (white-rumped munia)
Lineage: Eukaryota; Metazoa; Chordata; Aves; Passeriformes; Estrildidae
Source: RefSeq, a predicted model, not a curated record
AGGGACUGUGGGGAGAGGGCGAGUCCUGUAGGGAGAGUGGAAGAGGAAUGAAUCCUAUAGGGGACUGGGGAGAGGGAUGGACUGUGGGGAGUCCUGUGGGAGAACGGACGAGCCCUGCAGGGAGUUCUGUAGGGACAGGGUGAGUUUUGUGGGAGGAGGGACAAAUCCUGUAGGGAAUUGUGGAGGAGGAUGGGAUCAGCUCUGGAGGGAGUCCUGCAGGGAAAUAGAAUAAGUGUUAAAGGAAGAGAAAUGUGUUCUUUGGGGAGAGGGAUGAAUUCUGUAAAGAUUCCUGCAGGAGGAUGGAAAGAGCUUUUUGAGGGGUUUUAUGGAGAGUUCUGUGAGAGAACGGGAGGAGUCCUGCAGGGGAUUCCAUAGGGAGACAGGACAAGUCUUAGAGGAAGAGGGGCAAGUCCUGUAGGACCAUGGGAGGAGUUCUCCAAGAUGAAGGAGGAGGUGCCCACGGCGCUGGUGGAGGCCCACGUGCGCAAGGUGGAGGAGGCGGCCAAGGUGACGGGCAAGGCCGACCCUGCCUUCGGGCUGGAGAGCAGCGGCAUCGCCGGCACCGCCUCGGACGAGCCCGAGCGCAUCGAGGAGAGCGGGGCGGAGGAGGCGCGGGCAGAGGCGCAGCCGGCCGAGGAGAAGAAGGAGGUGAAGGAGCCCCGGGAUGGCACCGCCGAGGAGGAGGCCAAGGAGAAGGCCGGAGAAACCCCCAAAAAGGAGGAGGAGAAGGGGAAGGAGGCGGAGGGCGAGAAGGAGCCCGACAAGGGUGACGGCGACAGCGCAGGGGAGCCCGAGAAGGAGAAGGAGCUGAAGGAGGGGCCGGACGAGGCGCCCAAGGAGCUCCCGGAGCCCGAGGCCGAGCGCAAGGCCAAGGUGGAGCGGGACAUCGGCGAGGGGAACCUGUCCACGGCCGCCGCCGCCGCGCUGGCCGCCGCCGCCGUCAAGGCCAAGCACCUGGCGGCCGUGGAGGAGCGCAAGAUCAAGUCCCUGGUGGCGCUGCUGGUGGAGACGCAGAUGAAGAAGCUGGAGAUCAAACUGCGGCACUUCGAGGAGCUGGAGACCAUCAUGGACCGCGAGCGCGAGGCCCUGGAAUACCAGCGGCAGCAGCUGCUGGCCGACCGCCAGGCCUUCCACAUGGAGCAGCUCAAGUACGCCGAGAUGCGCGCCCGGCAGCAGCACUUCCAGCACCUGCAGCAGCAGCAGCAGCAGCAGCAGCCCCCGCUGCCCCCCGGGGCACAGCCCCUGCCCGGCGCCGCCCCCCUGGCCCCCGCCGCCCACCCGCUGGCCGCGCCCCCCGCCCUGGUGGGCCCCGCCGAGCCCGUGGGGCAGCCCCUCCCCGGCGCCGUUCCCCGGGCAGCAGCCGCCGCCGCCGCCGCCCUCGCAGAGCCUGGCGGGGCCGCUCGGCGGCGGCAGCACCGGCAGCACCGGCAGCACCGGCAGCAGCAGCAGCAGCGGCCACCCCGCCGCGCCCGGUAA